Molecule: messenger RNA, 747 nt
Organism: Glycine soja
Lineage: Eukaryota; Viridiplantae; Streptophyta; Magnoliopsida; Fabales; Fabaceae
Product: glutaredoxin
Exons: 4
Coding region: 101-424 (107 amino acids)
Biological process (GO): cellular response to oxidative stress
Cellular component (GO): cytoplasm
Molecular function (GO): glutathione disulfide oxidoreductase activity
Source: RefSeq, a predicted model, not a curated record
CACCACAUAAAUGCGUGAAAAAUAAGAAGAAGCAUUUUGUGACUGAAAAAAGGUUUUAGAUCGUAAAAACUAAUCACUACGAAAACAAGAGAUAUCGAAGAUGGCUCUGCCCAAAGCUAAGGAGAUCGUGUCGUCCAAUUCCGUCGUCGUUUUCAGCAAAACCUAUUGCCCUUUCUGCGUCGAUGUGAAGAAGCUCUUCGGUGACCUCGGUGCCAAUUACAAGGCCAUCGAACUCGACACUGAAUCCGAUGGAAAAGAGCUCCAAGCAGCAUUAGUUGAGUGGACGGACCAGCGAACCGUGCCUAAUGUGUUUAUUGGUGGAAACCACAUUGGUGGCUGUGACUCAACAACUGCCCUGCACACUCAGGGGAAGCUGGUUCCUCUGCUGAUAUCUGCUGGAGCUGUUGCCAAAUCAACUGCUUAAAGGAUCUCCCAUUUCUAGGUUAUGCAGUUAAAUAAAAAUAAAAACCCAAGUAGUUGGGUCGGUUAUAUAAUUCAGGUCCCAGAAACUAAUGUGUGUAUUCCUGUGUGAUUCUCUUUAAACUACAACUCUGUCAAACAAGUCUAUUGCUGAAUGAAGUUAUUUUUGUUUACAACUGAUGUUUUCAUACAGUCACAUAACCUUUUUUUCCCAGACUCUGCUUUCUUUUUCAUACAAGUCAAAAGUGUGCCGAUGAUUAGUUCUGGUUAAAAUUUUUACUCGAUCUUUGUAUUUGGAUAUACCAAAUAUGACGGAUCUGUUAAUGA